Molecule: messenger RNA, 834 nt
Organism: Tetrapisispora phaffii CBS 4417
Lineage: Eukaryota; Fungi; Ascomycota; Saccharomycetes; Saccharomycetales; Saccharomycetaceae
Gene: ISC10
Product: Isc10p
Exons: 1
Coding region: 1-834 (277 amino acids)
Source: RefSeq, a predicted model, not a curated record
AUGACAGAUACUACAUUUUAUUGUCAUCAGCUUAAGACAGGUGAAGAAAAGAAUUCUGCUAUAAUUCAGCCUAAUCAAAACAUAUCAACUUUACAGGAAAUUAUAUUGGAUAACAAAACUAAUAUAAAACCUCAACUGAAUGACAAUAAAAUAUUCAAGAAAAAUAUAUCUAUUAAUAAGGAAAACAAUGGAGUUAGUACUAAAAAAGCUCUUUUGCAGAAAUCUUUUACCAACAGUGAUUUAAACCAUAUUGGUGACCUCGGUGAAAUAAAUUCAAAUUAUACAAUAGACUCACCAUCAUUAAGGAAAGUUAUAUUUGAAAAUGAAAGGUAUAAACAUUUUAAAGAACUUUCUUAUUUCAUGAAAACUUGUAACGUCCCUAAUCCUAGUUUUCCAAGCAAAACCGAAUAUUUUAAUUACUUACCACAUUGUGUUAAUGAAAACAAUGAAUUCAGGUCAUUUGAUAAAAAAGAAACCUAUUUACAGGAAAACAGUGAACAUAUAGUGACUUGUAUGCUACAAGAUUUCUUAAAUAAUAGAAGACCAAUUUUUCCAAGAGAAUUAGAAUUUCAAGAACUUUACAGCAGUCUGACAUUUAAAGAUAAAGUUUUACAUUUUCUCUUUGGAAGAGACAAAAAUGGAUUCUUUAGACUGGAGAAAUUAAAAGAUUUCUUCGAGAAUAGCCUAAUAUUUCCUUAUAAAUGUGAACCAUAUUUUGAGAAUGAGAAUGAAUCAUAUUUUGAAGACUCGAUUACCUAUAGUGAUAUAUAUCUUAGCGACAACGAACUUAUUCCAACGGCAGAAGAAACAGAAAUAGAAAUGGAAUAUUUAUAG